Phytomonas sp. Hart1 is the source of this 1911-nucleotide messenger RNA. The record is from the annotation of a GenBank genome assembly. NCBI's taxonomy places the organism in Eukaryota, Euglenozoa, Kinetoplastea, Trypanosomatida, Trypanosomatidae.
AUGCUUAAAUCACUGUAUCGUCCUUCUAUAAUAGGGGUUUCUGCUAUUCUUACUCAGCGGCGUUUCAAGAUGACCGGGUUUAACAUUUUCGUGCGGGAAACGCAACAAAAAUAUCAUCUACUAAAGGCUAAAACUCUUUCUGAGGGGUCCAAGAAUAAUAUGAAGAUUAUGUCAUCGCUAUGGCGUAAUAUUUCUAAGAGUGAGCAAAUGAAGUACAACCAUCGAGCGUUGGUUGAACACAUCAUAACCCCUAGGGAUUUAUCCAAAAAAAAUAGUAGCUUCAAUAUGGUCAUGCAAAUGCUUGCAAAGGAUAAAGUGCUUAUGAAUACAGGUGAUGAACGUUUCGUAGCGAUGCUUGCAUUGCGAACCGCGCGCGCACUUUCAACAACUGACCUCCAAAAGCUAAUGAGGAAACUGAAUGUCGAAAUGACAAAACCAAUAUCCCCAAUGACCUCAAACAGGGGUGUUUCCUAUUUUAAAAGAAUGAUGUUGCCCAAUAUGCGGUACUUUUCGUCGUUUACAGAAAUGCAACACGCGGUGGCGCCAACUCGUCAAAUAUUAUUCGUCUCUGUUUGUAGCAUUCUUUCAGGCUAUGGCGUUUCUUGGUGUGGAGACUCGGAUUUGAAAGCGAAGUUCGAUUCCCUUGAUAGUGAAGUAAAAGCGUUUUUCAACCCUAUCUCGGAGGAAGAAUCAUUUUCAUUUGAGACUUUUUGUGCGAAAAACUGUGCAGGUUAUAAUCAGGAGAGCUUCAACAUUAUUCUUCUCUUUUCACAAUUUCGACAAAUUGUUAAUAAACCGGUAAUUGCGUCGAAUAUUGAUAUUGCUAUUUAUCGCAGCAUGUUGGCCGAAGAACGGUGUCACGAACCAGUUUACUUUAAAGUUAAACGUGCUCUUGCUUAUGCAAAGGAAUGUCGGAGUUCUGACUGCGGCACUUUUAUUUACAACAAAACACCAGAAAACAUGAUUGUUGCUCCUGAAUCCUAUAAUAUACAUAAAGCUUUUGACAAAGUGGAUGUGGCCACACGACUUGCGGAGACUCGCCGAUGCCAAUCUGUUUAUGAUGAUAUUUUAGAUAGGGCGGCAGUGCUGCGACCCAAGGAGAAUCAAAAGAAAUUAGAGAUGUAUAUCGUGAAAGAUAUGCAUAGUGAAUCAGCGGCUAACCAAACCUCGGCUGUGAAUAAGCCUACCACGCAAAGUAGUUUGACUUUUACAGUGCGUUUUAAGCCAGGUACAAAACUAUCAAAUAUACACCAAGUGAUAAGGAGCGCCUCUAAAGACUCAAAAUUGCCUGUUAUGAUCGAUAAUCAUCAGUUGACACGCAAGUCAAAUCCAUGCAAACUUGCUGUCGAUUCAACUUCAUUGACCAGCGGUGAACAUUGUAUAACUAAAUCUACUGAUGUGACGCAGCCUAAGAUAAAGAGACUCCUGAUGAAAUAUUCCGAAGUACUUGAUAAAGAACGUCAUGAAGAAAUAAAGAGUUCAGGUUCCAAUAACCAAAAAUCAAAUCUGAAAAAGAGGCAGAAUGCAGAAUACGAAGAGCAUAGAUAUAAUUUUCCUACUGAUGAUUCUAUGCAUAUGCUGGAUGAUGAAGUCAAAACCUGGGAUAGUCUUGAUUUACUUCCCGAAAGUAUAGAACACAAGACUACUGGAUCUUCUGAAGAGCCCUCUUCCAGCAUAACCAGUGGGGAGAAUAUGGACACAAGCCUCUCUGAAAGCUUGGGAACACGCAGAAUUUUGAGGAAUGUUAAGGUUCAGGACGACGUUAUGCUGAAUCUAAAUCAUUCCAUUAUUUUUAAGCAUAAACACAAACCAAGCGAACUAGAAAUUGCGAGUGCACGUUCUCAACCUAUCCCUGGUAUUGGGAAGGGAUCAGAUCUGAAGCUACUUAAAAAGCAGCUUACUAACCUUUAA